Astyanax mexicanus (Mexican tetra) is the source of this 8214-nucleotide messenger RNA. RefSeq names its product transmembrane O-mannosyltransferase targeting cadherins 2b (gene tmtc2b). The coding region runs from base 384 to 2915 and encodes 843 amino acids. Gene Ontology annotation, cellular component: endoplasmic reticulum membrane. Gene Ontology annotation, molecular function: protein binding; mannosyltransferase activity. Lineage: Eukaryota; Metazoa; Chordata; Actinopteri; Characiformes; Acestrorhamphidae. The transcript has 12 exons. The record is from RefSeq and is a predicted model, not a curated record. Gene Ontology annotation, biological process: protein O-linked glycosylation via mannose.
CGGCGACCACACGCGGCUCCGUCUCGCCGUUUAUUCCGCGUCCUCCACCAUGCAGCAGCCAAACGGUCCCGGUGGAAGGCCGAGCAGAGGCAGGCUCUCCCACCGCACCUCCUGCCCCUAUCACCGGCUCUCGCUGUGGAUCAAGGCCGCUGUCCCCGCGCUCAGUAUGGGUUAAGCGCUGGCGGGCGGACGGACUGCGCGCUCCGGAGGAUGGAGACUCGCUCGGAUUGUUUUUUUUUUCUGAUUUUGGACACAGAGAGACAGACGCGUCCGGACGGAGAGAGCGCGUAGAGACUGAGAGAGACAGAGAGAGAGAGGCGCUGAAACCGCAGCCUUUCCUUCCUUUUCCUUUCCUCCCUUUGCUCUCCGUCUCUUUUUGAGAGAUGAUUGCAGAUCUGGUGUGCAGCGCCGUGGCUCUGGUUCUCUAUGUGAACACGCUGGGCGCUGAUUUCUGCUACGAUGACAGCCGGGCAAUCAAAACCAACCAGGACCUUCUCCCCGAGACGCCCUGGGUCAACGUCUUCUACGACGACUUCUGGGGAACGCUGCUCACCCACAGCGGCAGCCACAAGUCCUACCGGCCGCUCUGCACGCUCUCCUUUCGCCUGAACUACGCUGUGGGGGGUCUGGAGCCGUGGAGCUAUCACCUUGUGAACGUGGUGCUGCACUGUGCGGUGACUGCGCUGUUCUCUAGCCUGGCGGGUGCGCUGCUGGGACGGGGAUGCUGGAGGCUGCUGGCCGGCCUGCUCUUCGCCUCCCACCCUGUCCACACGGAGGCGGUGGCCGGCAUCGUGGGCAGGGCAGAUGUGGGAGCCGCGCUUUUCUUUCUGCUGGCGCUGCGCUGCUACGUAUGCCACUGCACCCUGCGGGCUGAGGGGGCCUGGGGCCAGUGCUGGGCAUGGUUCCUGGGCAGUCUAGCCUGCUCUGCCUGCAGCAUGCUGUGGAAGGAGCAGGGCGUCACCGUGCUGGCUGUAGCGGCCGCGUACGACGUGUUCGUCUUCCACAGGAUGAGCCUUAAGCAGCUUCCAGGAAUCUUCUAUAAGAAGAAGAACAUGCGCCUGUUGCUAAGCGUGUUCCUCCUGGGCUCCUGGGGGGUCUUCCUGCUAGGUUUCCGCCUGUACUGGAUGGGCAACAAGCCACCGAACUUCUCCAACUCGGACAACCCCGCAGCGGACUGCCCUAGUCUCCUAACCAGGGCGUUAACCUUCUUCUACCUUCCUGCCGUGAACGUGUGGCUCCUCCUCUGCCCAGACAUGCUGAGCUUCGAUUGGUCCAUGGACGCCCUGCCUCUCUUGAGGAGCGUCACUGAUCUGAGGAACCUCCACACUGUUGCGUUCUACGCCGGACUCCUGGCACUGACCUGGUUUGGUCUUUGCAGCAGUCGUGCAAGCAAGGGAAGCAAGGGGAAGGAGACCAAUGGGAAGGCGCAUCAUGUCGCCAACGGAAAGUCCACUACCAAUGGACAUAGCUACCACUCAGACUAUGAACACUCCAUUCCAGACUCAGAAUCAGUGCAGGCGAAUGGGAAUGGUACCAAAAAUCACUAUGUAGCCAGAACUUCUUUGCCCACUACUGAGAAUGUAGUGGUUUUCUCAUUAGGCCUGCUGGCAAUCCCUUUCCUCCCUGCCACUAAUCUGUUCUUUUAUGUGGGCUUUGUGGUGGCAGAGCGGGUCCUCUACAUCCCCAGCAUGGGCUUCUGUCUGUUGGUGGCAGUGGGGGUGAGGGCUUUGUGGGUCAGGCUGAGGAGAAGGUCCAGCAGGACUCUGGUGCUGGCCUGUAGUGCUGCUCUGGUGCUUGUGUUUGGGGUUAAAACAGUUCUGAGGAACCAGGAUUGGCACAAUGAGGAGAUGCUGUACAAGUCAGGGAUAACUGUGAACCCUGCUAAAGCCUGGGGCAAUCUGGGAAAUGUCCUGAAGAACCAGGGGAAGAUGGACGAAGCUGAGCGAGCCUAUAGGAAUGCUCUGUACUACCGGAGGAACAUGGCUGACAUGCUGUAUAAUCUGGGUCUGCUACUGCAGGAGAACAGCAAGUUCUCUGAAGCUCUGCAGUACUAUAAGCUGGCCAUUGGGAGUAGGCCAACUCUGGCUUCUGCCUACUUGAACACAGGUAUAAUCCUGAUGAACCAGGGCCGCCUGGACGAGGCAAAGCGCACCUUCCUCACCUGUGCAGACAUCCCAGACGAGAACCUGAAGGAUCCUCAUGCACACAAGAGCUCCGUCACCAGCUGCCUCUACAAUCUGGGCAAGCUGCUACAUGAACAGGGCCAUCAGGAGGAGGCACUGUCUGUGUAUAAAGAAGCUAUCCAGAAGAUGCCCAGGCAGUUUGCUCCUCAGAGUUUGUACAACAUGAUGGGAGAGGCCUACAUGAGGCUGAACAAGCUGUCGGAGGCGGCGCACUGGUACAGGGAGUCUCUCCGAGCCAAACCAGACCAUAUUCCAGCACACCUUACCUACGGCAAGCUGCUGGCCAUGACGGGUCAGAAAGCAGAAGCUGAGAAGUACUUUCUGAAGGCCAUUCAGCUCGAUCCCGCUAAAGGAAACUGCUACAUGCAUUACGGUCAGUUUUUGCUGGAGGAGUCCAGGCUGCUGGAGGCUGCUGAGAUGGCGGAGAAGGCUGCUGGGUUGGACAGUGAGGAGUUUGAUGUUGUCUUCAGUGCAGCUCACAUGCUUCGACAAGCCAGCCUCAAUGAUGCUGCAGAGAAGUACUACAAGCAAGCAGCAAGCCUGAGACCUAACUACCCUGCAGCCCUGAUGAAUCUCGGAGCAAUCCUUCACCUGAACGGAAAACUCCAGGAGGCCGAGGCCAAUUACCUGCGAGCCCUGCAGCUCAAGCCCGAUGACACCAUCACCCAGUCCAACCUGCGCAAGCUGUGGAACAUCAUGGAGAAGCAGGGCCUGAGGACCAUGGCGCCCUGACUCUAAGACACUAAUGAGCUUCUUGACGUGGAGCUCAGUGUGAAUGAUGCCCUCGCUGUUGAUGCAGUGUGCAGCCUGACCGAGCAGGUCACCAAGAGCCAGAUGUCUUGGGAGUCACUAUUUUGGGAUUCCUCACCACAUGAGUGGUUUCACAUUUGGUACAUUUGAGAACUUUUUUUGAGAAGUGCAACUUUAGAACUUCAAAAACUUCUGCUCUAGAAUUGCUUUUUGCCCUGCUCCAAGUUCUCAGCUAGACGCUUGGGGCUGUUGGUACAUACUUGAAGCUUCUCUAUACCAUGGAUUCGAAUUAAUAGAGUUGAUUGAUGCUAAAUUGAUGUGGGUUUGUGCGGAGCAACAUUUGCUCUGAGGAAGUAGAAAAUUAAGUGGGAGUGAAAUUCCUGAGGAAUACCAUGAAGUUCCAUAAAGCUGAAUCAGAGCCUGAAUCAGCUUCAGUGGAUUUAUUUUUUUGUUAGUUUUGUGUUCAUGAUUACAUUCAUUAGAUUUCUUUUCAAAAGAAAUCAUGUCUGUUUGAUUUCAUUCACACAGUGAAAGAAAAGAAAUCUUUGCCAUCUCUAAAGUAAAGGUGUGUCAAUGUUGAUGUUGCAUAGAGAACAGUUUCAACACUGGUAAAGGAAUUUGUAGUGCAUAAAUUCAUCAAUUAUCAUAUUUCAGUCACUGAUCAUGUGUUUUUGAUGCUAACUUUGUCAGAUCAUUGACUCAUCAUGGCGUAAUGCUUUGCUCUAAAAAGAUUGCAAACGAAAGAUGUCAAUAAUAAUGAUGAUAAUGUUGAAGAUUAUGAUGAUGAUCUUGUUGAAUUGUGGACUACACUAAGUGAAGUUCUUAAAGUGAAGGUAAGCUCUUCUGAAGGGAUUUUGAUGAAGUCAGUGUUUUGUUCAACCUACAAUGUUGCUAAUACACAUGCUAAGAUAUGAUCUAAUGGAGCUGUCACUAUUUGAAUAGUGUUCAGCUUAAAAACAGAGGAGUUUGAAAUGUUUUGCCAAAAAUGAUAAGCAUAAUUCUUGAAAGUCCAAUAAGCUGCGGGUAGCUUGAAGGAAAUUUGGGGAAUUACUUUGUGAAGAUUUGUUUUUUUGCCUUACUUUCACAAAAUGCAAGCAAAAAACUGUACUGUAGCAAAAGAACUAAAAAUAGAAAAACUGAGACAGCUUCUAAAAUUGAGAGCUAAAUCAUUUUCAAAUUGUUUUGCUUAGAAGGGUAUUAUUAGUUAUUGCACAUGUUGUAUAAAUGAAGUGGUACAGAAGGGUUUUUCACAACACAUCUGUUAAUUAGAUUUUGUUUAUGACCUUAUUGUUAAGUUGGGAUAAAGUUAUGGCCCAGAGAUUUUGCUCUGGUUACUACACACCAAUGAGCCAAAAGAUUAUGACCACCUGCCUAAUAUACUGUAUCUGUUAGUUCUCAAAAUAACUCACUCUAUCCAUUAUUACAUGCACGCGUGAAGCCUGUAUGGGUAGCCUGACUGAGAAUAAGAAUGUUUGGUUUAUGGAUUUUGUGUUUGUUCCAUGUGUAGAUGUCAGAAAUGGGACCAGAAAGGUUUGGACAUUGCGAUUGAGACAAUGAGAUUUUCUUGGGCUGUAAUGAUGGGGCUUUACCCAUUUGAAAAAGUUCAACUGGGGCCCAGUAAAAACACAAGUACAACCCCCUCAGAGCCAAUGCCAACCUGGAGGCCAUCUAGCUUAUGUUCCACUUGUAAACUGGAACAAGUCCAAGUCCUGAAAGUGCUCUUCACCAACUAAUCCAGACUAUGGCAGCAGAUUCUUGUAGGUCCAAGUACUGUAAAAAUUGUACUGUAAAUAAGCUGUAAGCAAAUCACUCCUGGAAGAUGGAGCUCCCAAGGGUCGGACUUGGCCUCUCAUGUGAUGGAAAAUAAACCUCAUCAGGACUCAUCCGAGCAGGCAGCCUUUUCCCGUAGCUCUUAGAUCAGGGGUCGGCAAUUAAGUUUGGCCGCGGGCCAGAUAAUUUCCAUGCCUGUUUCCAAAUCAGUUUUGUAAAAUGAAGAGUAAUGGGAUGGAGUGCUACAGACUAGUAGCUCUCCAGCCCAGAGGGUUGUUGAACCCAAUUGUAGAACAUUUGAUCUCAAAGCAGGUAAACCCAAGAAGAAAGAAAAAAAUUAAUAAAGAAACACAUUGCUCCUCAUGCGGUAUUAAACCCGAGUCAUCAGGGUCGCGGUCCAAUACGCUACUGCUGCCCUGUCUAGUGAAUUGGGACAUAGCCAGGUAAAAACGUCCUUAUAAGAGAUUUAUUUUUUUUUCAUUAUCAUUCAUUAUAGUUCAAACAACCUCACAGGCCAAAUGUUUUAUGCUUUCCAGCCACAUCUGGCCCCUGGGCCGCCUAUUGCCGACCCCUGUCAUAGAUGCUUAAUGGUCUGGGGUUAGCAUGAGCACUCUCAUUGACCAGGUUCUGGCUAUUUGGAGAUGCUCCAGCCCAGUUAUCUGUCAGAGUCUUUGUAAAGAUUCACUUAGGACAUCACCCUUGUCCAUUUCUCUCACAUCCAACACCAUUGGUUUAGUAACCGUCUAAUAUACAAUCAUACAAAUGAGAUUCUCUUCACCUCUUAGUGGUUUUAAUGUAAUGGCUGAUUGGUGUAUAUGGGGCUUGUAAGUUAUUAAAGUGAUAAUUUCCUAUUUCAGAUAAAAAGGUGUUCAGCCCUUUAAUUCCCUCAUGGAUUGAUCAUACCUAUGAUUGGUGUAAGACCUUGAUGUUCAGUUUAGUUUAUUUAGUAAUUUCUAAAAUAUAUUUCCCACUUGGUCAUUUGUAAAAUUGUUCUUUAUUUUUACAGUUUUUUUUUUAUGAUUUUAUUUACCGAUUUUGAAUUUAUAGUAUUUCACUAUUCCUAAACACAAACAAUAACCAUACCUGGCCUGCCAAAACAUGUGGUUGUUCUUUUUUUGUGGGGAUUUUAUUAUAGUCAUUAUAGAUCCAGAUGUUCCACAGCUUCUUUUGGCCUAAAUCAUUUUACACAAUAAUCCAGCCAAGUCAGACUGCCGUCCACCCAGGUCCUCUAGCAGCACCACAUCUAAUUUCAUUAGAUUAGUCAUGAGUAGUAAAAUAUCACAGAGAUAUCACACAAAUACUGUAAAUGCACAGCUAUGACAGUCUCCUAACCAAAUAUAAAACAUGUUGCACUCAUCUAACAAUGCACAGCCAUAGACAGGUGUUGUAAGAAGCUCUUUAUAUGUAAUUGUGGUGGAUUAUUUUCUCUUUUUUUUUAUUAUUUUGUUUUAUUUUUUUUUGUAUCACUCAUAUGGAAUAUUUUAAAUGUACAAAGUAAACCUAAUAUAUAAGAUGGGACAGAUAGUAUAAAAUGACUAGUUGUGUUGCUCACAUGCGAUGUUGAGCCAGAAUUUAUACAAUUCUAACUGUGUCCUCAUAAAGCAUCUUAUGUUUUCACUUAUUUUAUGUUCUCCUUAUCUGUUCAUAUUUUGUUGUUUUUUUUUUAUUCAGGUUUUAUGAAUUUGUACAUGUUUUGUCUGAGAAUAUAUUACGUAAUGUAAUUAACGGUUCUGUACUGUAGUCAACCUUGCCACUAUCUCACAUUUGUUUCAGUUAUGUCAAGUCAUGAAGAAUAUUUAGAUCAUUUGACUUUUGUAUUGUUUUUUUUUUUAUUUGUUUUUGUUUUUUGAGAAAUGAUGUGUUUCUCACAGAUGAAGGGCCUAUUGUUGGAUGCUUAGCUGAUUUAAUUCCUUAAUUUAUUUCCUUUUGUGUUGUCUUGGAUAAAAACAAAAUAAACCAGCUGGCACUGUGUUGUAUGUCAACCAUGCACUUGGGACUAAUUCAUCCAUUCUUUGCAGCAGAGGUUAAGGUGGCCAUGAUGUGAGAACGUGUGCAGGUGUGAGAGUAGACUACUGUAACUGCAACACUCUUCAAAUCAAAUUAGUGAGUGUGUUUACAUGCACAUUAUAAUCUGAAUAGGAACUGGUUUCUGGCAGUGAUGUAAACAGCAUACUCCAAUAUACCUGAUUAAAAAUUCAAAAAAAGAGAUGAAUUUCAGGUCAGUAAUUAGAUUUCUCAGUGCAUGUAUACUCUUAUCUGGAGUAUUCUCAGAUAUCUUAGUCUGCGGAUGUGUGAAAAUACAUAUAAAUACAAAUACAUGUUAAUAUGCGUGCAGUGCUAAACACAACACGUGCGAGUUGGCAACAAAACCAUUCCAAAAACUGAUGUAUAUUUUCUUAUUGUGGCUCAGUGUUUAAAAAAAAAAAAAAAAGUUAUGGCAUGAACCGACACAUCCCAUUCUGUUAAUUUAUUGGCUGUAUGCAAUCAAACCCUUACCCUUAUAAACUUUUAAAAAAGUUGUCUUCCCAUUAUGUAAUUCAUUUCCGAAUUCAUAAAUUCAUGUACAUAAAUGUUUUAUUUGGAUUGCUGACACACUCUAAUGUUCUGCAGUAAUAGGAUUUUAUAGUGCGUUUAAACAGCCUCACUGAUUUGAAUGAGUUUAGCAGUUUCAGAUUCAGAUUGUGGUCUUUUCUGCUUACCAGUAGUUUAUCUGGGAUUACCAUUACAUUUAAAUGCCUACAUUAUCACUGAUCUGAGCUCAUCAGUUAUGCAUACUGCACCAUUCUAGCUCCUUCCUAUGGAGCCCCUUGAAGGAACAGUGUGUAUUUUGUUUAAUCUGUAGAUAAAGGGACGUAGUGUCAUUUUUUAAUCACCAGAUACUAAACGAAUGAAAAAAACACAUUGGAUUUUUCUGCUCACCACUUAGUAUCUGGUGAUUACCGCAUAGUGCACAUCAGACGUGCACCAGAAUUUUUCCUGAAAGUUAAAUACACCAUGUCCCUUCAGGAGCUCCAUACCUUCUCAGUAAGCUCAGUGGUUUUUCCUGUAGUUCUGCUGAGCUGUGGCUCAUCUCUCUUCACAGAGUUAAUCACAGUGCUCACUCUGCUGUUGUGUAAACCUGGGUGGGUGGGUAUGUGACUGUGUGCAGACUGUGCUGUGUGUAGCUGUGCUCACCAUGUGUUCACCCUCCUCUCCUCACCUUUGUGUGUUAGUGUGUCUCCUCACCCACGCAGAACGACACGAAACAAGCACCGUUACACAUUGCGUGUUUUUGUCUUUCCUCAGGGAUUUCAGGCGGUGGGGUCACUGCAGAACCGUGCUCAGUACGAGCACAGAGAGUUUACUAAAUUAAGAAAGUUUUAUUUUUUGAAACGGUGUUGUAUUUGUAUAAAUUAUCGAUUUGUAGACUUUCUUUCUUCCCUUUUUGUAAUAUUCGAACAAACUAUGUGCCAGAUUGGACUUUUCCUGAUGUCACGCUUUUUCCAUAAUAAAGUACUGGUGUCUUGCUUUU